AGUGCAGAUCAGAGACAGAGAGAUCAAGGUGAACAUCUUUGACAUGGCAGGACACCCUUUAUUCUAUGAGGUGAGGAAUGAGUUCUACAAGGACACCCAGGGGGUCCUCCUGGUCUACGACGUGGGGCAGAAGGAAUCCUUUGAGGCCCUGGAGGCCUGGCUGGCUGAGAUGAAGCAGGAGCUGGGCCCCCAUGGCAACAUGGACAACGUGGUCUUCGUGGUCUGUGCCAACAAGAUCGACAGCACCAAGCUGCGCAGCGUGGACGAGAGCGAGGGGCGGCUGUGGGCGGAGAGCCGCGGGUUCCUCUACUUCGAGACCUCGGCCCAGACUGGAGAGGGGAUCAACGAGAUGUUCCAGACCUUCUACUCGGCCAUCAUCGACCUGUGUGACAAUGGGGGGAAGAGACCCCCCUCCAGCCUGGGGGUGGGCUUCACCAGGGAGCAGGCAGAUGCCAUCCGCAGGAUCCGCAACAGCAAGGACAGCUGGGACAUGCUGGGGGUCAAACCUGGAGCCACCAGGGAGGAGGUGAACAAGGCCUACAGGAAGCUGGCCGUGCUGCUGCACCCUGACAAGUGCGUGGCGCCCGGCAGCGAGGACGCCUUCAAAGCCCUGGUCAACGCCCGCACCGCCCUCCUCAAGAACAUCAAGUAG
Merops nubicus (carmine bee-eater) is the source of this 652-nucleotide messenger RNA. RefSeq names its product DnaJ (Hsp40) homolog, subfamily C, member 27 (gene DNAJC27). Gene Ontology annotation, molecular function: GTP binding; GTPase activity. The annotation marks the transcript as partial. The transcript is spliced from 5 exons. The record is from RefSeq and is a predicted model, not a curated record. NCBI's taxonomy places the organism in Eukaryota, Metazoa, Chordata, Aves, Coraciiformes, Meropidae.